AUGACUGCCCGUGAGCGAGCGGCGAGUGGCAAAGCCAGAAUGGAUGCGGUACUUGGCUCGGCGCGAAAGCUGACGGCACCCCUCUCCCCAAGUAUCAACAUGGCGGACGACAUGCCCACGUUCAAGCUCCUUCUCGUCGGUGACGGCGGUGUUGGUAAGACCACCUUUGUCAAGCGCCACAUCACUGGCGAGUUUGAGAAGACGUACGUGGCCACGCUCGGCGUCGAGGUCAACCGGCUCGUCUUCCACACCAACCGCGGCCCGCUGCGUUUCAACGUGUGGGACACUGCUGGCCAGGAGAAGUUUGGCGGCCUCCGCGACGGGUACUACAUCCAGGGUGAGGCGGCUAUCAUCAUGUUCGAUGUCACCUCGCGCCCGACGUACAACAACGUCGCCAACUGGUACCGCGACCUGACCCGCGUCUGCACCGACGCCAUCCCCAUUGUGCUUGUCGGUAACAAGGUCGACUCGUCGGCCCGCCAGGUCAAGGCCCGCCACAUCAUCUUCCACCGCAAGCGCAACCUGCAGUACUACGACAUCUCGGCCAAGAACAACUACAACUACGAGAAGCCGUUCCUCUACCUCGCCCGCAAGCUCUCGCCGGCCCUCGCUCCGCCGACCGUCGAGAUCUCCGACGAGGCCAAGGCUGCCAUGGAGGCCGAGCUCGCUAAGCUCCAGGACAUCGCCGUGCCCGACGAUGGCGACGACGACCUGCUGUAA
Messenger RNA from Thecamonas trahens ATCC 50062, 720 nucleotides. RefSeq names its product GTP-binding nuclear protein Ran. The record is from RefSeq and is a predicted model, not a curated record. Gene Ontology annotation, molecular function: GTPase activity; GTP binding. Gene Ontology annotation, biological process: ribosomal subunit export from nucleus; protein import into nucleus. NCBI's taxonomy places the organism in Eukaryota, Apusomonadida, Apusomonadidae. The transcript is spliced from 3 exons. Gene Ontology annotation, cellular component: nucleus; cytoplasm. The coding region runs from base 1 to 720 and encodes 239 amino acids.